Nelumbo nucifera (sacred lotus) is the source of this 1469-nucleotide messenger RNA. RefSeq lists its product as uncharacterized. The record is from RefSeq and is a predicted model, not a curated record. Lineage: Eukaryota; Viridiplantae; Streptophyta; Magnoliopsida; Proteales; Nelumbonaceae.
GGGUGAAUGUGGCCUAAAAUUAAAAGUCACUUUCGAGAAGCUACUAUGAUAACUUCAAUGGAAAGUCAAUUUUUGGGCUCAUGUAUAUCUAUUUUCAACUUUCUAGAUUUUCAAGAAACAAGGAUUUAUAACUUCCAAGUUUUUUUUGGCUCAUACAAUCACAAACCACUGUAUGAAAGCCUUUGCGAACAUAAUUACCAGAAGAAAAGUGGGAGAUGGGGACGUUCGUCUCCCGCCCAUAACUCUCCUCCAAGAUCUAACCGCCUAAAUUCCAGAUAUUUCUCUCUCUCUCACAAUCUCCGAAACCCUGUUCGCCCACUCAAAUCCAUCCAUUCAUCCUUCUUCGUYGUUACGUCACCUCAGAUGAUUGUUCAGGAAUCAGUGUGAAACUACAGGUACUUGUUAUCUGGGACAGAUGUGUUAGACUAAGAGACAUACAGAAAAGUGGUUUGUUGAUGUUAUUGGGGAGAUCCUAGAUGCAUUCAUUGGCUUGGUGCCUUGGUGAUGCAGAGGAUAUUAGACACAGCUUGAAAUGGCAAAAGGUACCAGGGGCCGGUGCAUUGCUUCCCGUCAAUACAGGUCAACUCCAUAUCCAUUACCAUCUUACCAUGAAGAGGUUAUGGAGAAGGAAAUCAACCAGAAAAAGUCCAAUGCCUUGGAGAAGAAUGACUGGGAGGAUGCAACCUGUUCAGUGUGCAUGGAGUAUCCUCACAAUGCUGUCCUCCUCCUUUGUUCCUCACAUGACAAGGGAUGUCAUCCCUACAUGUGUGGUACCGGUUAUCGCUAUUCCAACUGCCUUGACCAGUUUAAGAAAGCCUACACCAAUGUGAAGUCACCCCUUCAUGGGCAAACAUGGCAAGGCUCAACGAACAAUUCAACUGUUAGCUCAGGCUUUGGUUGGUCCAACGAGAAGUGUGAAGUAGUGGAACUCACAUGCCCCCUCUGCCGGGGCCAGGUGAAGGGGUGGACAGUGGUCGAAGCUGCACGUGAUUAUCUUAAUAACAAGAAGAGAAGCUGUAUGCAGGAUGACUGCUCAUUCGUUGGAACAUACAAAGAGCUCAGGAAACAUGUCAAGGAAGAACACCCAUCAGCAYGACCUCGAGAAUUGGACCCCAUACUUGAACAGAAAUGGAGAAGGCUUGAACGUAAGAGAGAGCGUGAUGAUGUGAUCAGCACACGCUUGAGGCAACUCGAGAAGGGCUUCCACCACACACUGGAUGAAAAUCUUCGUGGUGGAAUUGGAAUCCCUCGUCUUGCAGUUCCUACUGGUGGAAGUGGCACCACAGAUGCUAAUGAUGAUGAAUCUUCUGUUGCCACCCGCCGAAGAAGACUGUUGGAAUUGGCGAGGUCAGAGAGGAGGUUGAACUGAAGAAAUAGGAGAACAUUGAUAGAUGUGACAUAAGAAGCUUUUAGGGGUAGGGGUAGACCUGUUCAUGGGCCGAGUGGCCCGACGGGCCAGGCCGGGCCGG